AAUGUUAAAAAACGAGGAUCAAAUACUUGGACCAAAUGAAUUGGAGGCAACAUGAGAAACAGAGAAAAAUUAGGAGAUCAAAGCCAACUAGUCAAGCUCAAGGCCUAACCUACAGUUAAUCUUAUCCAUGUAAAUGCUCUCUUUUACUUGAACAAGGUCAAGAAAACAUUGUGGCUCCACUGAUCAGUAAUUAAGCUCCCAUUCCAAACACACUCUCUCUCUCUCCCUCCCUCCCUCUCUCUCUCUGACAAUUGUGUGGCUAGGCUCGGUGAACAAAUGGAUAAAUUCCAUUUGCCAUCACUUGAGUGAAUGCUAAUGCAUAACAAAAGUAGAAAUUUUGCAAGUCACAGGAAGGCUGUGUUCUUUUGCUUGUGACUUUGUUUCGCUUCUUUACGUCACUAGGAAAGAUGUAUCGUCUACCAGUAAAAAGCAAUCUAGUUGAUUCAGGUUCAAACACAACCAAGAAAGGUUUUGGAGACAAUAACCAACCCCUUUGUCCAAAACCCCGCCGGCUUGGACCAGCUUUACCGGAAUUUCUCAAGCCCUUCAGAUGUAGCAAGCAUUGCCAGCCAAUUACUGAAGAAAGAAGUGGAAUUCUGAGCCUUGUUGCUGAUAAGGCAAUUGAUGGUGGAGAAACCAUGUGCACAGGGUGCUCACCAUGUUGUUACUCAGGAUCUCCUCCGGGAAGAACUGAUAAUCCAUUGGUUCAUGAUGUUCAGUUCAUUCAUCAAAUGGAGCUUCUUUCACCAUUUACAAGAACCAAACUCACUGAUAAAUUUGGCUUCACCUCUACCUCUCCAAUAUGAGAGAGUUUUGGGAUGGUUGUCCAAAGAAUGAGAUCGUCCUUCAAAUGGGAUUUUUUCGCUCCACUAGUACUAUUUUUUGUGGUGUUGAUUAGUACAAGCAUAAGUUAUUUUGUUCUUGUUAUCUCCCCCCAUCUAUGCCGUGCGGCUCUCCUCUGUAAAUAGAAUGAGAUGAAAAGGAGCCACUUGUAUCUUGUACAUAUUGCUUGAUCAAAAGAUGAAGCCUUUUUGGAUGUGGAUUUUCUAUUUCGUUUCAUGAAGAAAAAGAAAGAAAAAAGAACUGCAUUUA
Populus euphratica (Euphrates poplar) is the source of this 1092-nucleotide messenger RNA. RefSeq lists its product as uncharacterized. NCBI's taxonomy places the organism in Eukaryota, Viridiplantae, Streptophyta, Magnoliopsida, Malpighiales, Salicaceae. The transcript is spliced from 3 exons. Bases 408 to 806 code for a protein of 132 amino acids. The record is from RefSeq and is a predicted model, not a curated record.